Messenger RNA from Orcinus orca (killer whale), 4251 nucleotides. RefSeq names its product oxysterol binding protein like 1A (gene OSBPL1A). NCBI's taxonomy places the organism in Eukaryota, Metazoa, Chordata, Mammalia, Artiodactyla, Delphinidae. Bases 153 to 3122 code for a protein of 989 amino acids. Gene Ontology annotation, molecular function: protein binding; cholesterol binding. Gene Ontology annotation, cellular component: membrane; cytosol; intracellular membrane-bounded organelle. The transcript is spliced from 29 exons. The record is from RefSeq and is a predicted model, not a curated record.
GAAUCACAUCUUCAACCAAGAUUGUUUCUGGUGUAACAGUUGUCCAUCAGGGUUGGAAACCUUCUUCAUCCUGCUGGUCUUGGUGACCUCAUUUUUCAAGUCCCUGCUUAAAUUUCACUUUCUCUGUGAUUCCUUCCCAUACUAAUGCAGAAAUGAGCACAGAAGCAGAGCAACAGCUUCUCCAUCAUGCCAGAAACGGCAACGCUGAAGAAGUAAGACAGUUAUUGGAAACCAUGGAAAGGAAUGAAGUAACUGCUGACAUUAACUGCAAAGGAAGAAGUAAGUCUAAUUUGGGCUGGACACCUCUUCAUCUGGCCUGCUAUUUUGGACAUAGACAAGUGGUCCAGGAUCUGUUAAAGGCUGGUGCAGAAGUAAAUGUAUUAAAUGACAUGGGAGACACGCCACUUCAUCGGGCUGCCUUUACAGGACGAAAGGAGUUGGUAAUGCUUCUUUUAGAAUAUAAUGCUCAUACUACUGUUGUUAAUGGGAAUGGACAGACAGCAAAGGAAGUCACUCAUGACAAAGAAAUCAGAAACAUGCUUGAAGCUGUAGAAAGGACUCAACAAAGAAAGCUUGAAGAAUUACUUUUAGCAGCAGCAAGAGAAGGCAGAACAGCGGAACUCACAGCUCUGCUCAACAGGCCGAAUCCUCCUGCUGUUAACUGUUCGGAUCAGUUAGGAAAUACACCCUUGCAUUGUGCCGCCUAUCGGGCUCAUAAACAAUGUGCCUUAAAGCUUCUGAAAAGUGGAGCAGACCCUAAUCUGAAGAACAAAAAUGAUCAGAAACCUCUUGAUCUUGCCCAGGGUGCUGAAAUGAAACACGUUCUUCUUGGUAAUAAGGUCAUCUACAAAGCAUUGAAACGAUACGAAGGCCCUCUCUGGAAGAGUUCAAGAUUUUUUGGCUGGAGAUUAUUCUGGGUAGUGUUAGAACAUGGAGUCCUCUCAUGGUAUAGGAAACAGCCUGAUGCAGUCCAUAAUAUUUAUCGCCAGGGAUGCAAACACCUAACUCAAGCAGUAUGCACGGUAAAACCCACUGAUAGCUGCCUCUUCUUUAUUAAAUGCUUCGAUGACACUGUUCAUGGCUUCAGGGUUCCUAAGAAUAGCUUUCAGCAGACAAGAGAGGACUGGCUGGAAGCAAUAGAAGAGCAUUCUGCUUACAGCACUCACUACUGUUCCCAGGACCAGUUGACUGAUGAUGAAGAGGAAGAUGCAGUUUCUGCUGUAGACUUGAAGGAAUCCUUAGAGAAAGCACAGAUAUGCCAGCAGAGACUAGACAGGGAAAUUUCCAACUUUCUCAGAAUGAUUAAGGAGUGUGACGUGGCUAAAGAAAUGCUUCCAUCAUUCCUUCAGAAAGUUGAAGUUGUCUCUGAAGCUUCUAGAGAAACUUGUGUAGCUUUGAGUGAUUGCCUUAAUCUCUUCACCAAACAAGAAGGGCCUCCCAGUUUGGAAAUCACUGGAUUACAACAUUCUCUUGUGAAUUGGUUGGACAUGGCUGUGCCGCAGAGUGCAUUCAGAUGUGAUGAUGAUAAUUUGGGGAUUUUUCUGCAAGUAGUGAGGAAUUUUAAAUUGGAACAGGAACAAGAAAAAAACAAAAUUUUGUCAGAAGCGCUGGCGACUCUAGCCACUGAACAUCAUGAAUUAGAGCAGUCUCUGGUUAAAGGCUCCCCACCUCUCAGCAUCCUUAGUGAGGACGAGUUCUAUGAUGCACUGUCAGAUUCCGAGUCCGAACGGUCCCUGAGUAGAUUGGAAGCAGUGACGGCGCACUGCUUUGAAGAGGAAGGAGAGCACCUGAGGAGUAGAAAGCACAGAAUGUCCGAAGGAAAAGACUGUGGUGGUGGAGAUGCUCUCUCCAAUGGCAUCAAAAAACACAGAACAAGCUUGCCCUCACCUAUGUUUUCCAGAAAUGACUUCAGCAUCUGGAGCAUCCUCAGAAAAUGUAUUGGAAUGGAACUCUCCAAGAUCACCAUGCCAGUCAUAUUUAACGAGCCUUUGAGCUUCCUGCAGCGACUCACUGAAUAUAUGGAGCAUACGUACCUCAUCCACAAGGCCAGUUCAUUUGCUGAUCCUGUGGAAAGGAUGCAGUGUGUAGCUGCAUUUGCUGUAUCUGCUGUUGCUUCUCAGUGGGAACGCACUGGAAAGCCUUUCAACCCACUUCUGGGAGAGACUUAUGAAUUAGUUCGAGAUGACCUUGGUUUCAGACUCAUCUCUGAGCAGGUCAGCCAUCACCCACCCAUUAGUGCAUUUCAUGCUGAAGGAUUAAACAAUGAUUUCAUCUUUCAUGGCUCAAUCUAUCCCAAACUGAAGUUCUGGGGGAAGAGCGUAGAAGCAGAACCCAAAGGAACCAUCACGUUGGAGCUCCUUGAACACAAUGAAGCAUAUACGUGGACAAAUCCUACCUGCUGUGUACAUAACAUCAUUGUGGGGAAGCUCUGGAUUGAGCAGUACGGCAACGUGGAGAUCACAAACCACAAGACUGCGGACAAAUGUGUGUUGAAUUUUAAGCCAUGCGGCCUUUUUGGUAAGGAGUUACACAAAGUUGAAGGCUACAUUCAAGAUAAAAGCAAAAAGAAGCUCUGUGCCCUCUAUGGGAAGUGGACAGAAUGUUUGUACAGUGUUGACCCUGCCACAUUUGAUGCUUACAAAAAAAAUGAUAAGAAAAACACUGAAGAGAAGAAGAACAGCAAACAGAUGAGCGCUUCUGAGGAGUCAGACGAAAUGCCAAUGCCAGAUUCCGAGAGUGUGUUUGUCAUUCCUGGGAGCGUUCUCCUGUGGCGAAUAGCCCCGCGGCCUCCCAAUUCGACCCAGAUGUAUAAUUUUACUAGCUUUGCAAUGGUUUUGAAUGAAGUAGACAAGGAAAUGGAGGGUGUGAUUCCUAAGACAGACUGCAGGCUACGUCCUGACAUCAGAGCCAUGGAAAAUGGGGAAAUAGAUCAAGCUAGUGAAGAAAAAAAGCGACUUGAGGAGAAACAAAGAGCGGCCCGCAAGAACAGGUCCAAGUUGGAGGAGGACUGGAAGACGAGGUGGUUCCAUCAAGGCCCUAAUCCCUACAGCGGAGCCCAGGACUGGCUUUACUCGGGCAGCUACUGGGACAGAAACUACUUCAAUUUGCCUGACAUUUAUUAAAACAUAGACAAGUUGGGGCAUUUGGCUAAUCUACAGAUAAGACUUAAACCUGUGUUUUAAAAUUUUCUUCUUUGAUUUCUACUCAUCUUUUGAAAAGAGAAAAAAAUCCUCUCAUGAUAACUUGCAUUUCACCCAACAAAAGUAGGGCAUAAGGUGGAUACUGGUGAUGAAAGUCUUUGGAAGAAUGGGUAAUUUUGCUAUCCCGACAUGCUUAUUUGGAAUACUGUUUUAUCUAGAGGUAUGGGAAACUGUUGGAGAAUAUGCUUUUUGAUGGUUGCUGUUGCCGUAUUCACUGAAGGUUUAUACCUAAAUGUAACUUUAGCUUUAUGGAAUUAUAUAGUAACCCAAAUCAAGUUAUUUUGAAUAUUUUUAGGCUGUCAUGCUUGAAUGUUUUAGAUUUAACUUCGAAAUGUUUGGAAUUCUCCUAUAUGAUGUUUAUAUGCUCAGAUAUAGAGGUUAUGCCAUCUUGUAAAGACUGCAUUGAGAAGACGGCUUUUCUUCUUACUAAUCCUCUCAAUUGUACCCCUUCCCGCCUCUAAAAAGAAAAACAAUGCCUGAGUGUUCAGAGGAGAGAUUCCUGAUUUGAAAAUUCUAAACUGGAAAAGGUAUUUCGUUUGCUUAUUUUAGUGCUCUGAUUUUACUUUUACAAUGUUCUAAUGUCGUUAGAAUUAAAAUGUUUGAGUUGUACAUGUUUGAAUUGAAAAUAGGUAUAAAACCUAGCAAUUCACAAAAAUACCCCAGAAAUAUAGAUUUUAGUCACCAUCAUUACAUAAUGAGAAACCUUUUUAAAUGCUUCAACUCCCAGUGGCGAAUGCCACCAGAGAAAUUCAGUUGUACUCAUGUAUUAUAAGUAUCAGACUAUAUAAAAGGAGGUCUUGUGCAUUUCAAGUUUGCAAGGCACCUGUGUACUUAAGAUACGUAUGGAGACCUACUUGUACAGUAGCUUUGCCCCUUUAAUUGGGGUACAUUAAUCUUACGGUAUUUAUCUACCCAACCCCAGACUGAGAUAUUGCUCCAGGGGGCCUUAGGUAGCUGCCAGUAAGUUAUUUUAAUGGCUGUCUUGAAGUUAACAAGUGUUAUAAUGAAAUAAUCUACCUGAUGCUAAAUAAAGGCUUUAGAAUGUUCAAAA